AUGAAUCCCAAGCUUUAUCAGCUCCUGGUCGGGCUGUUCGCAUCGCUGGGAUCAGUUCUUUUCGGCUAUGACCUCGGCGUCAUUGGAGGAGUGUUAGCGGCCGACUCCUUCAAGAAUUACUUCAAUAAUCCUACCAAGAAUGAAAUCGGUGCCGUUGUCUCAGUCUUUACAGGCGGCGCGUUCUUUGUCGCUGCCUUCGCUGGACCAAGCGGAGACUACUUUGGUCGACGACUUACCAUCAUGAUGGGUGCAAUUAUUUUCAUCUUCGGCAGCGCACUCCAGACCGGUGCACAGAACUUGGGCUUCCUCUACUCUGGACGAGCUAUUGCAGGCAUCGGUGUCGGGUUUUUGGUGAUGAUCGUUCCUCUCUACCAGGCAGAGAUAUCGCAUCCAACGACCCGUGGACGUUUGACGGGUUUGCAGCAGUUCAUGAUUGGCAAUGGCGCCAUAGUCGCAGUGUACUGCACUUAUGGGACCAACAAGAACCUGGGAGAGUUUGAUAACAACGUGUGGCGCAUUCCACUGGGGAUGCAGAUGGUCCCUGCUGGGAUUCUCGCUCUGUUAAUUCUCCUCUUUCCCGAAUCUCCGCGCUGGCUCCUGGACCACGGUAAAUCCGAAGAGGCGCUUGCAACCUUGGCCCGACUCCAUUCUCGCGGUAACGCCAACGAUGCUUUCGUCCAGGCAGAAUUCCAGCAACUCACGGAACAAAUUCAAGACGAACGUCGGAACGGCGUUUCUGGCUACAAAGACCUUUUGACCAAUAAGGCCAGUCUUCGACGCCUAAUCCUGGUAACCGCAAUCCAAGCAUCCGUGCAGAUGAUGGGCGUUGUUCGCGCCAUGCAGUAUUUCCUACCAGACAUUUAUGCCGCCUUGAAUGUCGGUACCAAUGAUGCGCUGAAGUAUCAGGGCAUUGGGUACGCAGUUUCGAUCGUCGCGCAACUGUGCACCAUUCUGUUCAUCGAUAGGAUUGGUCGCCGCUGGCCUAUGAUCAUUGGAAAUCUGGCCUGCUCGCUGUGCUUCGUCGUCAUCGCAGCUGUCAUUGCACGCUUCUUUUCCGUGAGUCAAGGCACCCAAAAGUCACUCCUCUGGCUCUUCAUCGUCUUCAACUGGGUCUUUCAAUUCGCCUUCUCUUUCACCUGCGGCUCUCUGUCAUGGAUCAUCCCAUCGGAAGUAUUCGAUACUCGCACCAGAUCCAAAGGCGUCUCGAUUGGUGUCAUGGUCUCGUUCGCUUUCAAUACCAUGAUUGGCCAGAUCACAGCGCCUACCAUUGAGUCGCAAGGUUGGCGUUACUUCUUGCUCUUCGUCAUUUGCAAUGUCACCAACGCCAUCUUCUUUUGGGCUUUCCUUCCAGAGACCACUCGCCGGCCUCUAGAGGGGAUGAACUAUCUAUUCAGUUCUACUAGUUGGUUUGUUCCAGGUACCAAAUCUCGAAGCAUCCCAUCCGAGUUGCUGGAACGAUCAGAGGAGCUGGAAGCAAAGCGCGCUGCGGUGCGAAUGGAGGACGCGACACAAUAA
This is a messenger RNA of Cercospora beticola, 1515 nucleotides long. RefSeq lists its product as uncharacterized. NCBI's taxonomy places the organism in Eukaryota, Fungi, Ascomycota, Dothideomycetes, Mycosphaerellales, Mycosphaerellaceae. Gene Ontology annotation, cellular component: membrane. Gene Ontology annotation, molecular function: carbohydrate:proton symporter activity. The record is from RefSeq and is a predicted model, not a curated record. Gene Ontology annotation, biological process: transmembrane transport; carbohydrate transport.